This is a messenger RNA of Entrophospora candida, 336 nucleotides long. NCBI's taxonomy places the organism in Eukaryota, Fungi, Glomeromycota, Glomeromycetes, Entrophosporales, Entrophosporaceae. The record is from the annotation of a GenBank genome assembly.
AUGGCUUGUGCCUUUCUAAAAAAUAUACCAAAUCCAGAGAUCAAUAUUAUUGGAAAUGUAGCGGUCAUAUUUGUAUCAAAAUGUUCUACAGGUUUAGAACUUGAUAUUUAUUACCCGGAAUAUGGUUUUGCAAUUGAAGUACAAGGAGAGCAACACAAAAAAUAUAUCGAAUUCUUCCAUAGGGAUCUCAAUAAUUUUGUCCAACAGCAAAAGCAGGAUCAACUCAAGAAAGAAUUAUGUGAAGAAAACUGGAUUGUUUUAAGAUAUGUUUGGUACUAUGAAGAUCCAUAUACAGUUAUUCCAGAUCAUCUUCGAGAAUUGGGUCUUAUUGAGUAA